Messenger RNA from Esox lucius (northern pike), 7494 nucleotides. It is a transcript of the gene hecw1b, whose product is annotated as HECT, C2 and WW domain containing E3 ubiquitin protein ligase 1b. Gene Ontology annotation, molecular function: protein binding; ubiquitin-protein transferase activity. The transcript is spliced from 28 exons. NCBI's taxonomy places the organism in Eukaryota, Metazoa, Chordata, Actinopteri, Esociformes, Esocidae. The coding region runs from base 159 to 4925 and encodes 1588 amino acids. Gene Ontology annotation, biological process: regulation of dendrite morphogenesis. The record is from RefSeq and is a predicted model, not a curated record.
GACAGUAUGCCACAGCAGCAUCGCUGUACGAAUGGUCCGAAAAUCGGCUGACAAACCUGGAACAUGGCCCAAUGGAGGAUAGGCUAUGCGAUAUCCUAUUCUUAGAACAUCAAAACCAUGACAAAUGCCUUAAGAUUUUUUGACGGUUCAUCUGUAGUAUGAUUCAACGGCAGGUGACUCUGACCCAGAACUUGUACCAGAACAGGUUUCUCGGACUAGCAGCCAUGGCUUCCCCAUCUCGUUCAUCCCAGAACCGGCGGCGCUGCAAGAACCCAAUCCGCCACAGCUACAACCCCGAGCAAUUCCGGAAUGUCAACUUCCAGAACGGCGUGCCCGAGGAUUUGGCGGCCGUGCACCGAUCCACCAGCGACACGGACCUGGUGACGUCGCACAGCCGCUCCACGCUCACUGCCAGCACUUCGUUAUAUGCCAUCGGGCAAAGCCAGGAUGUCCUCAUUUGCUGGGACAUCAAGGAGGAAGUGGAUGCCGGAGACUGGAUCGGGAUGUACCUCAUCGAAGAGGUUUCAUCUGAGAACUUCCUAGACUACAAAAGCCGUGGUGUGAAUGGUUCCCACAAGGGCCAAAUAGUGUGGAAAAUUGAGGCUAACUCCUAUUUUGUAGAGCCGGAAACCAAAAUCUGUUUUAAAUACUACCACGGUGUGAGCGGGGCGCUGCGGGCCACCACCCCCAGUUUGACUGUGAAGAACCCCUCUGUUCCGGUCUUUAAGCCGAUAUCUAGUGAAGAACUCCCCCAAAGCACAGGAAGUAGAAGACUCAUCAGUUUCUCCCUGUCAGAUUUCCAUGCCACAGGACUGAAGAAGGGGAUGUUCUUCAACCCUGACCCCUACCUGAAGAUCGCCAUCCACCCUGGCAGGAACAGCAUCUUCCCAGCUCUGCCGCACCACGGUCAGGAGAAGCGCUCGGGCAUUGUCUACAACACUAUCAACCCCCGCUGGCAGACAGAGCGCUUUAACUUUGUGUCUCUGCCCACGGACGUUCUGGAGAUCGAGGUGAAAGACAAGUUUGCCAAAAGUCGUCCUAUCAUCAAACGUUUUCUGGGCAAACUCUCCACACCAGUUCAGAGGCUAUUGGAGAAACAUGCUAUUGGGGACCGUGUGGUUAGCUACACGCUGGGCCGAAGGCUGCCCACAGAACAUGUCGGUGGACAGCUGCAGUUCAGAUUUGAGAUCACGUCCUCUAUUCAUCCAGAUGAUGAGGACAUGUCUCUCAACACGGAGCCUGAAUGUGCCAAUGUGCAGGAGAACCAGGGGGAGGGCCAGUCCUCCCAGGCCCAGGGGCAGGCUGAGGACACCACGAGCCUGGGUCCAGGUGCUCCCGAACUCCCCAUGGAUGAAGAGGAGGACCCUGGAGCCGGGGAUGCGCUUCUUCCAAAUGGCGGAGAUGCGCUUGGAGACACUGCCACAGAGGGGGAUCCAGCAGGGCUGCCCAUGGAUGGAGAUGGAUGCGGACAGUCAGGGCCUAGCUGCUCCAGAGAGGAGGCCUUAAAUACAGAACCAAGUCAACCAGAGAUUAACGGGGCUCAGCGGAAGGAGGGGGCCUUUUUGCCAAUGGCUGUGGCUUCAGAGAAGCUGCCCACGGUAGAGGAGAACGGUGAGGAAGGGGUACAGCAAACCCUAUCCAGUCCUCAGACCGUUGACACAGGGAAACAAAGGGCUGUUGGCCAGGAAGCUGAGGUGGCCUUCCAGGCAGAGGGUCAGGUCAGCCCUGCUGUUGUGGAGGACAUGGAGCUCGGCGCCUCCGGGGAGUCUGUCUCGGAAAGCCAGGCAUUGGCACAGGAGGAGGACGAGGAGUGCUGCUCCCUGCGUAUCCGGACCACACCGAGGAGGAAGAACCGGCCCUGCUCCCUCCCUGUGUCCGAGCUGGAGACCGUCAUCGCCUCAGCCUGCGGGGAACCGGAAACCCCUCGCUCCCAUUACAUCCGCAUCCACCGCCUCCUUCACAGCCUGCCCUCCGCCCAGACAGACACCCUGGAGGACAGGGGAGGAGAGGGGGCCGAGACAGAGCCCGACCCGGACCCAGGCCCUGACCAGCUCAGCCCCGGGGACCAGGAGGUCUCGGAAGACGACGAGAAGGCAGAGCCCCUGACCCCUGGCCCUAGGAGGAGCCUGCCCCGCAGCCGGUCUGUCGAGCGUCUCUCCGACCUGGCCCUGCUGCUGGACAGCGAAGGCCGCCACCCUCAGGGCCAGGUCAGGGGUCACCAGAGGGUGUCGGACGAGGACGACGCAGAGCCGUGCUGCAGCCACUCCUGCUACGAUAGCCGAGAAGGCAGCCACGCGAGGACCCCUCUACUGGCCGCGGGACGGAUGUCUUUGGGGAGCAGCGCUUUCUCCUCCCAGGAGGAUGACGACGUGGAGUUGAAUGGUGCAGAGGGCAGGGAGCCAGGAGACGGGAUGGCCCAGUGGCAGGAGGCCCCGGCCACCCAGGUCCAGAGCCCUCAGAGCUUCAUGGGAAACGGAGAUUCGCCCGCGGCCGGGCCUAGUGGGAGAAGAGAACGAGAUUGUCCCCUACCAUCAAGUCAUCCCGCCGUCAGCCAGCUUCCUGCUCUGAGGCCUGAUCCACACACCUACCCCACCAUAGAUGAACCACUGCCACCAAAUUGGGAGGCACGGGUGGACAGCCACGGGCGUGUUUUCUACGUGGACCACAUCAACAGGACCACCACGUGGCAGAGACCCACCUCAGCAGCCACUCCGGACGGCAUGAGGAGAUCUGGGUCCGUUCAACAGAUGGAACAGCUCAAUAGGAGGUACCAGACCAUCCAGAGAACGAUGGCCACAGAAAGGAGCGAGGAUGAAGACAGCCCAAGCCGGGGUGAAACCACAAGCCUGGACAACAACAGCACCGAGCCGGACUCUCCUCCAAUGACUAGUGAGCUGAGAAGAGACAGUUCCCCCUCCUUGUCGUCAUCGCCCCCGGUCAACAGUCAGAAGAUCACAGCUCUGCUACAGAGCCCGGCGGUGAAGUUCAUCACACACCCUGAGUUCUUCACCAUCCUCCACGCCAACUAUGGGGCCUACCGCAUGUUCACCAACAGCACGUGCCUGAAGCACAUGAUCCUGAAGAUUCGUCGGGACGCUCGUAACUUUGACAGGUACCAGCACAACCGAGACCUGGUCAUUUUCCUCAACCGCUUCGCUGAUGCCCAGCUGGAGCUCCCUCGGGGCUGGGAGAUCAAGACUGACCCACAGGGAAAGAACUUCUUCGUGGACCACAACAGCCGCGCCACUACGUUCAUCGACCCCAGGAUCCCACUGCAGAACGGUCGCCUGCCCAAUCACCUGACUCACAGACAACACCUACAGAGGCUACGCAGCUACAGUGCAGGAGAGGCAUCUGAAGUGUCUCGUAGUCGAGGUGUGGCCUUGUUGUCCCGGCCUGGGAACAGUGUGGUGGCAGCGAUAAGGAGUCAACAUCAUCCUGAUCCAGUUCCACAAGCUUAUAAUGAGAAGAUAGUGGCUUUCCUGCGUCAGCCUGGGAUACUAGAAGUUCUAACAGAGCGCCAGCCAGCUCUGUCCAGGAACCAUUCAUUGAGGGAAAAGAUCCACUACAUCAGAACAGAGGGCACCCAACGACUGGAGAAGCUGUCAUGUGACGCAGAUCUGGUCAUACUGUUGAGCUUGUUUGAAGAGGAGAUCAUGUCGUAUGUCCCGCCCUCCUUCCAUCCGGGCUUCAGCUUCUCUCCUCGCUGUUCACCUGGGUCUUCACCACAGCACUCUCCAGGAAUGUCCAGAGCGAGAGCGCCUGCCCCGUACCGAAGGGACUUUGAGGCCAAACUACGCAACUUCUACAGGAAACUGGAGGCAAAAGGCUACGGUCAGGGCCCAGGGAAGAUUAAGCUUAUCGUCCGGAGGGACCACCUAUUGGAGGGUACCUUUAACCAGGUCAUGGCCUACUCACGCAAGGAACUACAGAGGAAUAAGCUCUACAUCACCUUCAUAGGAGAGGAGGGACUGGACUACAGUGGGCCUUCCAGAGAGUUCUUCUUCCUAUUGUCUCAGGAGCUGUUCAACCCCUAUUACGGCCUGUUCGAGUACUCCGCUAACGACACGUACACCGUCCAGAUCAGCCCCAUGUCGGCCUUUGUAGAGAAUCAUCUGGAAUGGUUCCGGUUUAGUGGGCGUAUUUUGGGUCUGGCGUUGAUCCACCAGUACCUACUGGAUGCCUUCUUCACACGGCCCUUCUACAAGGCUCUCCUUAGACUAGCCACGGAUCUGAGUGAUUUGGAGUACCUAGAUGAAGAGUUCCACCAGAGUCUACAGUGGAUGAAAGACAAUGACAUCACUGAUGUACUGGACCUGACCUUCACUGUGAAUGAGGAAGUCUUCGGACAGGUAACAGAGAGAGAGCUGAAGUCUGGAGGGGCCAACAUUAAUGUGACCGAGAAGAAUAAGAAGGAGUACAUUGAGCGCAUGGUCAAGUGGAGAGUGGAAAGAGGAGUGGUCCCGCAGACUGACGCACUGGUGCGGGGCUUCUAUGAGGUGGUGGACUCCCGGUUGGUGUCAGUGUUUGAUGCCAGAGAGUUGGAGCUGGUCAUUGCUGGGACGGCUGAGAUCGACCUGAACGACUGGAGAAACAACACUGAGUACAGAGGAGGCUACCACGACAGCCAUAUAGUGAUCCGGUGGUUCUGGGGGGCCGUGGAGCGCUUCAACAACGAGCAGAGGCUGCGUCUGCUGCAGUUUGUGACGGGCACCUCCAGUGUUCCCUACGAGGGUUUCACCGCGCUGCGGGGGAGCAACGGCCUGCGUCGCUUCUGCAUCGAGAAGUGGGGCAAGAUCACCGCUCUACCCAGGGCGCACACAUGCUUCAACCGGCUGGACCUCCCACCGUACCCGUCCUACACCAUGCUCCAUGAGAAACUGCUGAUUGCCGUGGAGGAGACCAGCACCUUCGGCCUUGAGUGACGAGAGUCGGCAACGUCAUAUGCAGUCUACUACUUCUGACCGUGGCGCUCUGUUGGAAAGUAAUUCACUGUGUAAGGAAUAGCGUGUUAUUGGGGAAACAAUCAGGAUCUUACUGGGAGAUGGGGUGCCCCGGCACUGCUCUGCCCAAUACUCCCGUUUUAGUCCAUUUCAAUACCACAGGGCGGAUCCAUUCUCUUUUUAAACUAUCUACAAGCAAGAACAAAAGCCAACCACCACCCCAUGCAUUACCGACCUGUGAUGAUGUUCCUUUAUUAAGGGACGUGGCAUAAAGGAACAGCCACCAUAUGCAACAGCUCUUAUUUUGGCCUCAGCCUACAAUAGCACUCAGGGCCUUGACUCAAAACGUCACGCUAACAUCAUGAACAUGCUAGUCCGUCUUUUACGGUGCGCACCUUGACUCGACACACACAUCACACUAACACCGAUUCAUUGGCUAGUCCGUCUUUAACUGUCCGCCUGGCAUCACCACCUCACGGCGAGCGGCGCCCCAUAGUAUCACCUCCCACAAGCACUAUUAUGACACAAAACCAAUGCCUCAACUUGUUUCAUUAGAGAAAGUAAACUGCCUCAGAUACAGUCACAUAUAGAACUGCUACUACUCAACCAAGAUGGUGUCACGGCGUUGUUUUUCCACUUCAACAGUACCACUACAAAUAACUGCCACUAGGAUUAUCCUAGAAUAUGACAUCAGCAAAGGACUGGCUGAUCAUUCUCUCUCAAGUUCACAGUGACUGCUGUAGAGUGUUAAUGCUAACAUAAUAACCAAAGCAACUUCCCAAUUAACAAUUUUAAUGCAAUGCCCUAUGUUUUUUUUCUAAGAUUCUGUGAACAUUGUGGUAUAUCAGGAGAUUCAGUAGUACUGCAAGAUCUUCCCGCAAUUGCAAAAUGACUGAGGAUUCUUAGGAUAUUGACGUUCUGUAACUGCAGUCCAAACAAAAAAUGUGGAAUUGACGUAAACCUUGAUGUCGAAUGGGAAAUGACCGUAAGUGAUUUGGAGGAAAGUGGGGCGAGUAAAAACCUCCUCGAUCACCAAAGUUGAUUGGAAAAAUAACUGUUUCAGUGUGCUCCUGUGAACACAGCACCCGGCUCCUUUCCCUGCUCAUUUGAAAAACCAUUUGAUGUUUACAUGGCGGUGUGUUUUCUCUUGUUUAAGCUCACUUGAGUCAGGAUAUGAUGAAUGUUCUCAUUAUCACAAGAUUGUCGUGUUUCAUUUGUACAUGGUAGACAGUGUAAAACACCACAGAAUAUUUUGGAAGGAAAUGUUUUUUAAUCUUUUACUGCGUUUUUGUAUCAGUUUUUCAAAGCAUGGAAAAUAACUUUCGAACACUUAAGUAAACUAAGUGAGAGAGAUACUAAGUAAAUUUGCGGGUAUUGUGUUUAGAUUGCAAUGGGUCUUAUUCUUCCUGAAUAUUUGUUGCCCUUCUAAGGAGCUUGACACUAACUUCACCUCAAAUAUGUAUACCACGAUUCAAUCAAAUGUCUAUUCUAUUUUUUGAGUAUUUAUAAAUGUUACACUAAUUGCAAUUAUUAUACAGUAUAGUUCUUUCUGAAAGACAACAGUAGCUUACUAUGACGGUGAAUGGUUUUAGCACUUGUGUUAUAGCAGUUGAAAACAUGUUGGAUUUUGUUUCAGUAUAACCAUUCUCAUGACAGUCAUUGUGCUGAUGAACAACUGAAUGAUUCGAAAUGGAUGUGAUGUUGGAGUCUUUGGUUAGUUCUAAGUUUCCAUGUCACCCUUUGUAGGACAAACUCCAGAGUUUUCCCUCAUGUUGCCAUGUAAAUGUACUGUACAUAUCCUAUAGCUCUCAACAGGACAUUACAGCUAUUUUGGUCUGCAAAUGGCACGCCUUAACAUGAAAACACUGUAGGACAACAUGCCACAGUCAGAGACUUGUAACUGGGUUGAUUGCUGACCAAUUGAAUUAUUGUACGUGUCCUAUCCUGUGCUUCGUUUGGGUAGAUUUGUACUGAAACCAGGAACUGACACUGAACACAAUUAUAGUACUUACAUGGCCCACGUUCCUGGUCAAAUCUGGUUAAUUCUCCUCUCCUUGGACCAUUACAUUUUUGGAAUGUAUAGUGACUGCAUGUCGAUAUAAAAAAAUUGGAAGGUUGAAAAAUAUUCAGUAAGAUGUUCCUGAAAGCAUUCCGAGUUGACAAAAUGUCAAAUAUAAAGUACAAAACUUAAGGAUGUUAUUGGUUUUUUCUACAUUAAGUUUUUGUAAAGUGUAUAUGUAUUUGUGUUUUCUGUUUCAAUUGUUUUAAACGUCACAUGCUAUGCACAAUUUAUGUGGCAAAUUACAAACAAUGCAAUUCAAACACUUAUCUGUUGCCUAUCUAUUUCCCCUUUAAGAUAUUGUUUGCAGCUAGUGAACUCUCACAGGUCUGAUUUCACUGUCUGUUCCCACUACGACGUCAGAUAAACGUUGGCGAGAAUGUGUUCUUUGGUUUUCUGUUGGGCUCAUGUGCAGUAAUUCUCAGGCUGCGCGCAUUUAAUUCAAGCAUAGUACUGUUAACGAAUGUCAAUAAACAAUCACUUCCUAAAACA